Molecule: messenger RNA, 1908 nt
Organism: Haliaeetus leucocephalus (bald eagle)
Lineage: Eukaryota; Metazoa; Chordata; Aves; Accipitriformes; Accipitridae
Gene: DRAXIN
Product: dorsal inhibitory axon guidance protein
Exons: 7
Coding region: 1-1053 (350 amino acids)
Biological process (GO): Wnt signaling pathway; axon guidance
Cellular component (GO): extracellular region
Source: RefSeq, a predicted model, not a curated record
AUGGCAACUUCUUCCACCUUCUUCUCUCCUUUCCUUUUCCUGUGUGUGCUGGUUCUUUCUGACGUCAGUCUCGCAGUCUCCCUGGACCCUGGCACAAAGCUCAAAAAUGUCCCAGAGAACAACAACCAUCUUCAAAACCAAGAGAUGUGGCUGCAGCAGUCCAGAAGUGGGCAUCACCACAAGCAUGGCUUGGCCAAGAAGGAGAGGGUCCAUGCCAUGCCUUCUAGAGGGCAGCCAGCUGGGGAAGAGACCCUCAGAAUGGGUAGCGGAGCUCCAGCUGUGGAAGAGCUGGUGGCAGAGGGGCAGCCAGCAGCCCUGAAACAGAAUAAAGAUGUGUUCCUGGGUUUUGAGUUCCCAUAUCCUGAAAGGGAGAACCAGUCCCCUGGGUCUGAGAGAGGAAAGAAGCAGAACCGAGAGCAUCGGCGACAUAGCCGCAGGGACAGGCUGAAGCACCACAGAGGGAAGACUCCUGAUGCUGGGCCAAGUUCCCUGUACAAGAAACCUGAAAGCUUUGAAGAACAGUUUCAAAACCUCCAGGCAGAGGAAGCUACAAGUCUGACUCCCACUAUGCUUCUCAUCACUGCAUUGGAACUAGCUGUUUCCACAGAAGAGCCUCCUGUUCUUCCAGCCACAUCACCACGGUCACAGGCCCGCCUCAGGCAAGACGGGGAUGUGAUGCCCACCCUAGAUAUGGCGCUCUUUGACUGGACAGAUUAUGAGGAUCUCAAACCAGAAAUGUGGCCAUCUGCUAAAAAGAAAGAAAAACGCCGCAGUAAGAGUCCCAAUAGCGGAAAUGAAACCAUGAUGGCUGAAGGAGAGCCAUGUGAUCACCACCUUGACUGCCUCCCAGGCUCUUGCUGCGACUUGCGUGAACACCUCUGCAAACCACACAAUCGAGGCCUUAACAACAAAUGUUAUGAUGACUGUAUGUGCACUGAAGGGCUACGCUGUUAUGCCAAAUUCCACCGGAACCGAAGAGUGACCCGGAGAAAAGGGCGUUGUGUGGAGCCCGAAUCAGCCAACGGAGAGCAGGGAUCAUUCAUCAACAUUUAGGAGGGUGGGACUCCUGCCUGGAUGGUCAGGUGCUGGGGUCAAACUGUUUAUACCUAGCAAUAGGAAUUAGAGGAAAAAGUCAAGAAAAUGACUGAAGCUGCAGGCUCUGAACAUGCCAGGUUCAUAUAAGACUGAAGCUCAUGUUAAUUAUAGAGUGGCCUCAGCCUUUUCCCUACCAGGACUGCAUUCCCCCUCCCUUCCCGCACCACAUUGCUGCCAUUGAGCUGGGUCCUCUCCCAGUUAGUAAGAGAUGAUCAUGACUAACAUUCUGAUGGCAAUAUAUGAAAGAUCCUUCAGGUCAAAGGGGUUAUGAGCUUAAACUUUAUGCCUUAACUAUUGCUUGAGAAGAAAGGUAGAUCCUUCUUAAGGAUCAGAGGUUCCUAGAGGAUAGGAAGCUUGUAGCCUCCAGGUGGAAUCAAAGAUGGAAACGGAUCAGCAGGAAGCUGGCUGCCUAGGUGAGAGGGGACCCUCUGACAGAGCUCUUGCUCUCUCCCUUGUUCACUGCUACGGACAGAUAUUCCCUAGCUGUUAUACACUACCACUUCCUACCUGUCUUCUUUGGGACCAUCCAGUCCCACUCCUUCCUUCCUUUCUUGCUUCCAGAGAAGCACCUGUUUUCUGCAAGGAUGCGGCAAGACAUCCCAGCCUGCAGCUCUCACUCAUUUAGUUAUCCUGCCAAGUCUGUUAUUUUUAAUGAUUAUUUUUAGGAGCUUUCUGGGGAAGUGAUAGUUUUCCUAGUGAGCUAAAAAUAAGGUUUUUGGUAACAGGAGAUAGGGACAGGCUGUUCCAUUGUAGUAAAUCCUGUGACAUGUUGCAUGUGUGUUUCCAUGAUAUGUAAAUAAAGACAUGAUAGAU